ACAUAAACUUGCACAGGGCACCUUUUAAUAUUUGGACGUUCAACAUGUCCCUGUGUCAAGUUUAAUCGAAUGACAGUCGUUUGCAUAGCACAGAUUUCGACCUUUUUUUAUUGAAGUGUAAUGUAGGAAAACUCUCAAACACGUGAUAUAUUAGUUAACAGUAACUAAAACUGCACCUCCAAUCACUUCCCUGACACAUUACACAAAUUCUUCUAGCGUAAUUUAAUGAAAUAUCAUGAACAAUACAACACUGAAUAAAUAUAUAGAAUCAAUUAUACAUGCUUAGACGAAAAAUACGUUUAGCCUACAGCACUAGUGAAAAUCUGCGGCCAUUAUUUAACGCAUGGAUACCGCCGAAUACACGAGGACUAGCCUUUCAAACUGCUCUGAUAUGAACUAAUAAUUUGUUGAAAUAACUUUUCAUUAAAUUAAAACCAAUAAAUGCUGGUUACACCCAUCGAUUAUAAACAUAUGCAUACUACAUAGACAAUACGUUAGUAACCGGCCGCAUUUUUUUUUUUCAAAGCCGACCGUGACACUAUUUUUUCGUCUAAAAUCAUUCUUUAUGAUAAAGAAGAUUUGACAGUUUCGUGUUGUGUUGCGGAAGUGCAUGGAUGUAAAUUUCACUUUGAGAUUGCGGGAAGAUCUUCAGUAUUUACAUGUCAAGGCUAGCACUGUUGACGUCCGCCGUAAGCUCUUGAAAUACCUGCCAACGCGAAAACUCAACAGAAAUAUUGAUACCAGCAUGAUUCAGGAAUUCCUGUUGUCCGGCUCUAUCGGCGUAACAUGUCUUGUUGCUUUAGUUACUGGUCUUGUUGUUUACUGGUUGAUACAGAAAUGGAAGUACAAUUUCCCACCCGGGCCUUCUGGGCUACCUGUCCUUGGCAACGCCUUACAGAUGGAUUCAAAGAAGCUCCAUGAACAGGCACUUGAGUGGUCAAAGAAGUAUGGACCGGUGAUCACUGUUAGACUAGGUCCCAUACCGUUUGUGUUUGUCAACACAAUAGAUACAGCCAUGGAGGUGCUGGUUAAAAAGUCGACAGAUUUUGCUUCGAGAAUGGCAACUCCCACCCUUGAUGUGUUCACGUAUGGCGGAAAAGAUAUAGUCUUUGGUAAUUAUGGUCCCACGUGGAAGAUACAUCGAAGACUUGCAUCAAAGGCAUUGCGAUAUUACAUGCAAGGAGACGCUCUAGAGCACAGAAUACAUGAGGCAGUGAAGACGGCCUUUGAUGAAAUUGACACAAUUUCUGGACAGUUUGACCCAGUCGAAUAUAUAAAUUUUAUUGUGGUCAACAUUAUUACUGGACUUUGUUACGGAGGAAAGUAUGAAUUUAAGGAUAAGGAAGUACAGUAUAUUUUGGAGACUGGAGAUGAAUUCACUGAGAAGCUUGGAGCAGGAACAUGGGAAGACAUUUUUCCACCAUUGAGACACGUAUAUAAGACAGCACUCUUCAAAGACGUGGAGGCAAUUACUGAUCAGCUGAUGGAGCGCUUUAUUAGAAAGAAAUUCAAGGAAGCAGAAUCUACAUUUAGCAAAGAAAAUAUUCGGCAUUUCACAGAUAACCUAAUCCUUGCUAGAAUGGAAGCGGAAGAGGAGGAUGGAGGUGAAGCUGCCAAAGGUCUAGAUGAAGAUCACCUUGUCCAAACACUUGGUGAUAUAUUCUUUGCUGGAAUAGAUACCUCAAGAUUCACACUCAGAUUUGCCCUGUUACACAUGGUGGCAUUCCCAGACAUACAAGAAAAGGUUCAGGAAGAAAUUGAUAACGCGGUCGGUAGAGACAGAUUACCGGGCGUUGGAGAUCGACCAAAUCUGGGUUACACAGAAGCUGUAUUACACGAAAGCAUGCGUCUAUCAAGCGUUGUUCCAACAGGAAUAGCUCAUGUGGCGUCACGUGAUACAGAAGUGUCUGGAUACAGAAUCCCUAAAGGAACGAAUGUAGUCAUCAAUCACUGGGGAUUACACCAUGACCCUAACGCCUGGGAUGAUGUGGACAGAUUCAUCCCUGAAAGAUAUUUAGACGAGAAUGGAAAGCUCGGACCCAAACCAAAGAGCUGGUUACCGUUUUCGGCCGGUACAAGAGUGUGUCUCGGUGAAUUUGUAGCAAAACCUGAACUGCAUUUGAUUUUUGCGAGUUUGAUGCAACGAUACAAAUGGAAAAUGGAGUCUGGACUGUGUCCCGAUAUCACACCUGUCGGAAAUACAUUUCAACUGGCCACUAAACCGUACAAAGUCAUUGCUGAAAAGAGAGUUUAAGAUUAUAUUCGUUAUUAGGUUGCGUAUGUGUGAAGAAAUGAUAUGUUUUAAAUAAGUAUUCUGGCGUAUUGAAAUUGAUCUAGCUAUUCUUUGUUGGCACCAUCACGUGCAAAUCAAAAUUUUUGUUUUUUGUUUCUGAACGGCGAUUGCAUGCUUUAGGUGGUAAUAAGCACGACUAAGCUGAUUUUUGAAUAAAAUGUAGUUUUCAUAGCGAUGGUACUGGACACACACAUCCCUAGCGGUGAUACGAAUGGUUAUUGUGUCCGCUUCGGUAACAGGAUUUUGUCCUAUGCAAUUUUGAUAGUUUAAUGAACGUUACUUUGAAACACUUAUAUAUCAUAAUAUUUAAUCAUAUUGACAUUGUCAAUACAAAGUUUUUAAGGCCAAGCAUUUGUUAAUGAGAGCUUGAAAGGGACCAAGAAAAAGAGGUUGAUUUCGUGUCAUGUGUAUAACACAUUUUGAAAGAUCAGGUUUCAGUUUGAUAAAUUCUGACAAAACUAGAAUCUGAGAGUUCCGGAUUCUGAACGACAAUUAUAUUUAUCUUCAUGUACAUAAUUGUUCACAAAUUUACCAUAUAUAGCUCUACUGAAAGACUAAACAUUUUUUGUAUUGUACAUAUACACAAAUAUUGCUUCUUUUCAAAGAAACUUUAGUUGAAUAAGAACAUGUUAAGUCUGGUUUAACAUUUUUUAAAAUAUCUGUGUAUUUUAAGCGUAUGCAUUACAGAUGUUGUGAAUAAGAUAUAAACUGUC
Mercenaria mercenaria is the source of this 3006-nucleotide messenger RNA. RefSeq names its product steroid 17-alpha-hydroxylase/17,20 lyase-like. Gene Ontology annotation, biological process: progesterone metabolic process; hormone biosynthetic process. Gene Ontology annotation, molecular function: steroid 17-alpha-monooxygenase activity; heme binding; iron ion binding. NCBI's taxonomy places the organism in Eukaryota, Metazoa, Mollusca, Bivalvia, Venerida, Veneridae. The record is from RefSeq and is a predicted model, not a curated record. The transcript is spliced from 12 exons. The coding region runs from base 611 to 2254 and encodes 547 amino acids.